Molecule: messenger RNA, 2028 nt
Organism: Cicer arietinum (chickpea)
Lineage: Eukaryota; Viridiplantae; Streptophyta; Magnoliopsida; Fabales; Fabaceae
Cellular component (GO): nucleus
Molecular function (GO): promoter-specific chromatin binding; protein binding
Source: RefSeq, a predicted model, not a curated record
UUGUAAAUAUUAUAAUAUUAUUUUUUCCCCAAUUUCUGCACCGAUCACCGUUGGGUAAAUAUAAGUUCGAGCUCUCUUUCAUUUAUGCCACUCAUACCUUCACGAAUCAACCGUCGCCAAGUUCGCCGGAGAUUCGGCCCGGCCACCGCUCUCCGAUGAACGCAUCAUAAAACAACACCAUGGCGGAGCACGGGACCGCCACCAUAAACGACGGCGAACCAGAGCCGCAACAGAACGAACACCAAAACAACAACAACGACAAGAAGAAAGAUAAGAAUUCAGAUCCAGAGCUAUUCUGCUGUCUGCUUCAGCCUCUCACCGCCGACGCUGAUCCUCAGUACAUCGGCAUUCGCCGCCUCCUUCUUCAUCGGAAAGCCGAGGCUGGAGUCCUCCGCCGUAGGGAUUGGAGAUGCAAUGGGAAAACUUACGUGGCAUACCGGAAUUACAUAUGCAGGCCUAGGAACUGGGAAAGUUUACGAGCACCAAGCCUUCAAAGUACUCCAGGAAACAGUGGCCGAUGGAUUCUAUCUUCAAGUCCACUCUCCCGUUGGUCAGAGGUGGACAGUUGGAGUUCUGGGAGGGAUGUCCAAAUUGCAAACUCAGUAUCCAAUCAUAGAACAAGUUUUAGCUCAAAUGCAAGUGAUUCUGAUCGUCCACGGCAUCGCGUGGUUGAGCCUGCCUAUUCCUUUGUAGGAAUGCAUUGCAUCUUUGACCAGUGCAAAGCCUCUGUUACGGUGUUAAAGUUCGGGCACAUGAGUUCUGACCUACUUGCUUAUGGGGCAUCAGAUGGAACCUUGACUGUGUGCAGUGUUUCGGAGAAACCUUCAGUCCUCAAACAAUUAAAUGGCCAUUCCAAAGAUGUCACAGAUUUUGAUUUUACAACAAACAAUCAGUACAUUGCAUCCUCUUCUUUGGAUAAAACUGUGAGAGUAUGGGAGAUAACAAAAGGCGUUUGCAUACGGGUGAUAUAUGGAGUUUCUUCACAACUGUGUAUCCGUUUCCAUCCUGUAAAUAACAACUUCCUUUCUGUUGGCAAUGCAAACAAAGAAAUAAAUGUGUUCAAUUUCAGCACUGGAAGGAUAAUUAACAAGACAGUAUUUGACGCGGAAGUUACCUCUAUGGACCAUGAUCAUACAGGUCAUCUCAUCUUUUGUGGAGAUGCACAGGGAUGUAUAUACUCUGUAAAUAUAAACUCCCACACAGGUAUGUUAUCCCGCUCUCAUCGUCAUCGAAGUAGCAGCAAGCACAAAUCUCCGGUCACAACAGUGCAGUAUAGGAGCUUCUCUCUGCUGGCUCGAGGACCUGUGUUGUUGACCUGUACUCAGGAUGGAAGUCUGUCUUUCUUCAGUGUGGCUUUGGAGAUAAAAGGUUAUUUAACUCUUCGUUGCUCGCUCAAAUUAAUUCCUCGGAUACACAAAAUUCAAGCUUCAUUCUGCCCCCUUCUUUCACUUGAAAAAGGAGAAUUCAUUGUUGCUGGAAGUGAGGACUCAAAUGUCUAUUUCUAUGAUCUAACAAAGCCAAAGCAUACAUGUGUAAACAAGCUACAGGGUCAUCGGUUUCCUGUGAUGGGGAUUGCUUGGAACCAUGGAGAAAACUUUUUGGCUUCAUCCGAUUUUUACGGCAUAGUAAUUGUUUGGAAAAGAGAAAGAACAAAUCAGAACCAGAAUACAUAGCAAUAGAAGUUUAAAAGCAUAUAUAGUUGAGAUGAGGGUCUGUGAAGAUAGCUUCGUUUACAUUGCUUCUCUCUUUUUUUCGCUGGCACUGUUGUCCUUUUAUAUCUUUUGUGCUAUCAUUUCUUAUUUUUUUAUUUUUGCUACCAACGGUCCCCUUUUGUACCCUGUAUGUAUUUUGAGGAAGAAAGUUUAUUCUUAGUGAGUCAUGGUUAGGGAUUCUGUAUAUGAAUUCUGCGGGAUAUAUUUUGUUUUUACAAUUGCUCACAUUGUAAUUUUAUAUCAUCAAAGAAUAAGGCUUGUGUCUGAAUUAACACUCUAUUGGUUGAUUUAAUGUACAAAAUAUUCAUGUAAGUCC